CACAUCUCUUUUUGCAGAUUCUUUCCAGCUGUUUCCAAUGGUUUAUUCUGUUGCUGUGCCUGCUGUAAGGGAUGGAGCCUGGAAACAGCACAGGGGUGAUGGAGUUUGUGCUGCUGGGGCUAUCCCAGACCUUAGAGAUCCAGCGCUUCCUCUUCAUCUUGUUCCUCAUCUUCUACUCCAUGAUCCUCCCAGUCAACAUCCUCAUCAUCCUCACCAUCCAGGGAGAGCAUCAUCUGGGCUCCCUCAUGUUUUUCUUCCUGGCCAACCUAGCCUUUCUGGACACCUGCUACUGCUCCAUCUCCACCCCAAAAAUGCUGGCUGACUUCUUCUCCAGCAGCAAGACGAUCUCCUAUGGGGGCUGCAUGGCCCAGAUCUUCUUCAUCCACUUCCUGGGAGCAUCUGAGCGCUACCUCCUAGCAGUGAUGUCUUACGAUCAGUAUUUAGCAAUAUGCAAACCUUUGCACUAUGCAACGCUUAUGAAUGGUAGAUUCUGCCGCCAGCCAGCAGCUGGGUCAUGGAUAAAUGGAUGUCUGGCUAUUGCCAUCAUAACAUGUCUUAUGUUACAACUAAAUUUCUGUGGUCCCAAUGAAAUUGAUCAUUUCUUCUGUGAAUCCACACAAAUAAUCAAUCUCUGCUGUACUGACACCUACCUGAUAGAGCUUGUCAUUACAAUCCUGGUUGUUCUAUUCACUCUGCCUCCAUUUGCAUUAACAGUGGUGUCCUACGUUUGUAUCAUCUCCACUAUCCUGACCAUCCCUUCCACCACUGGCAGGCAGAAGACAUUUUCCACCUGCUCCUCGCACCUCAUUGUGGUGACAAUAUUCUAUGGGACGCUAAUGAUCGUGUAUCUGCUGCCCAAAACCAACACGCUCAGAGACCUCAACAAAGUGUUCUCUGUCUUCUAUACAAUCCUGACCCCUAUAACCAAUCCCUUCAUAUACAGCCUGAGGAACAAAAAGGUGAAGGAGGCGCUGAGAAAAAUUAUCUGUAAAUGUGCAGAUUUUACAAGAAUUCCUAACUGA
Molecule: messenger RNA, 1022 nt
Organism: Gopherus evgoodei (Goodes thornscrub tortoise)
Lineage: Eukaryota; Metazoa; Chordata; Testudines; Testudinidae
Product: olfactory receptor 4M1-like
Exons: 3
Coding region: 72-1022 (316 amino acids)
Biological process (GO): G protein-coupled receptor signaling pathway
Cellular component (GO): membrane
Molecular function (GO): G protein-coupled receptor activity; olfactory receptor activity
Source: RefSeq, a predicted model, not a curated record